GCAGGAGUUGCCGGGAUUUUAAGGGUUUUACCUUUUUGCCGACUGAUUGAAAGGUCUAAACAGAUCCUGUAUUUUCCCACGCCGGCAUGUCCUCAGAGAACACAUUGGAUGAUGAGGAUACCUUCAAGGUCCUAAUUGCCACAGAUAUUCAUCUUGGUUACCUCGAGAAAGAUGCUAUACGCGGCAAUGACACCUUCAUCACAUUUGAUGAAAUUUUGCAGUAUGCCAAGUCAAAACAGGUAGACUUAAUCCUGCUGGGGGGGGAUUUGUUUCAUGACAAUAAACCUUCACGUAGAUGCCUCCACAACUGCAUCACUUUGCUAAGAAAAUACUGCAUGGGAGACUCACCUGUAACCUUCAACAUCCUUAGUGACCAGACUGUCAACUUCAACACAACCAAGUUCCCCUGGGUGAACUAUCAGGAUCAAAACCUGAACAUCUCUAUUCCUGUGUUCAGUGUUCAUGGUAAUCAUGAUGACCCAACUGGGUCCGAAGGUUUGUGCGCAUUGGAUCUGCUAAGUGCUUCUGGUCUUGUUAAUCAUUUUGGCCACUCCAACUCCGUGGAAAGGAUCGAAAUUAGUCCCAUUCUGAUGCAGAAAGGCAACACCAAGCUGGCCCUUUAUGGUCUUGGUUCUAUCCCAGACGAGCGCUUGUACAGAAUGUUUGUCAACAACCAGGUUUCAAUGCUUCGCCCCAAAGAAGACCAAGAUGAAUGGUUUAACCUCUUUACAAUCCACCAGAACAGGAGUAAACAUGGUCCUACAAACUACAUUCCCGAGCAGUUCCUGGAUGACUUUCUCGACCUGGUGGUGUGGGGUCACGAGCACGAAUGUCUGAUUGCACCGAGCAGAAACGAGCAGCAGCUCUUCUAUGUGACACAGCCUGGAAGCUCUGUGGCCACCUCCCUAUCCCCUGGAGAGGCCGCUAAGAAGCACAUAGGACUGCUGAGAGUGAAAGGUCGAAAGAUGAAUCUGCAAAAGAUCCCCUUAAACACUGUGCGUCAGUUUUUUAUUCAGGAUGUGGUGCUGGCUGACUUUGAAGACAUUUUCACUCCUGACACACCUCAGGUUACAAAGAAGGUGGAGGAUUUGUGCUAUGCCAAGGUCACAGAGAUGUUGGAAGAAGCUGAGCGGGAAAGACUCGGAAGUCCACUCACUCCGGAGAAACCUUUAAUUCGGCUGAGAGUGGACUACAGCGGGGGCUUUGAGGCGUUCAACACCUCUCGCUUCAGUCAAAAGUUUGUUGAGCGUGUGGCCAACCCAAAAGACGUUAUUCACUUCAUGAGACGACGUGAGCAAAAGGAGGACAUCAAAGAUGAGGUCAAUGUUGACUAUGGCAAGUUGAUAAAAACCACUGCUGUUGAGGGCCUGAGAGUGGAGGACCUAGUUAAAAAGUACUUUGAAGCAGCUGAGCAGAAGGUGCAGCUGUCUCUGCUGACAGAGCAGGGCAUGGGAAAGGCCAUCCAGGAGUUUGUGGACAAAGAUGAGAAGGAUGCCAUUGAGGAGCUCAUCACCUACCAGUUAGAGAAGACACAGCGCCAUCUUCAGGCCAGAGGAAUUGCUACAGAGCAGGAUAUAGAUGAAGAGAUUCGGCGAUUCAGAGAUUCUAAAAAGAACACAACUGAAGAGGACAAUGAGAUUCAAGAAGCUAUCAACAGAGCCAAGGCUCACCGACUGGAACGUGGUGAUGUCGAUCCUCCAGGUGAAUCAGAUGAUUUUGGAGAUGUUGCCAUGGAUUCUGAUGAAGGUUCAAUUCCGUUUCCUGCCCCUACACGCGGCAGAGGGCGAGGAAGCAGAGGACGAGGCAGCAGAGGCAGGGGCAGAGGUGCAGCUGCUUCUGAACCAAAACAAGCUGGUCGGGGUCGUUCCCAGAAAUCCUCAGCAUCAACACAAAGCAGAAGUAUUAUGCAAGCAUUUCAGGCUCCAUCCCAGAAAUCGCGAUAUGGAGCCAGCUCAUCAUCUGCAGCUGAUGAAAUGAUAAUUGAUGACUCAGAUGACGAUAUUCCUGCAGUGAAAGCUACCAGGCCGCCUCCAAGACCUUCAGGAUCGUCAUCCUUCUCCAAGUACAGCUCUCAGAGCCAGAGCCAGUCAUCUCGAGGAGUUGCAUUUGAGGAUAGCGAUGAUGAUGAUGAGGAUAACCCUUUCAAAGGCCCCAGCCGUCGUUCAAGAAGAUAAUUUCAAGUGGGUUUAUCAAAUCUUAAUAUUGUUAAUUUUCAAAAACAUCUGUUAUCAAGCUUUUACAUUGUUCUGAAGGACUUCGAGUUACAUUCAUUUAUCAGUCUUCUCAGUGUGUGCAAGUAAAAUUUACCUUAGUCUGUCAUUGUUGCAUCCGAUCAGUCUGAGUGUUGCUGUUGUACAUUAACACUGAACAGUGUUGAAUUUCUUUCACUGACCUUUGUAGUACUUCAUAGGAAUAAUAAAUGCAUUUUUUUUCUAAA
This is a messenger RNA of Cololabis saira (Pacific saury), 2437 nucleotides long. RefSeq names its product MRE11 homolog A, double strand break repair nuclease (gene mre11a). Gene Ontology annotation, biological process: mitotic intra-S DNA damage checkpoint signaling; double-strand break repair via nonhomologous end joining; mitochondrial double-strand break repair via homologous recombination. The record is from RefSeq and is a predicted model, not a curated record. Bases 87 to 2174 code for a protein of 695 amino acids. NCBI's taxonomy places the organism in Eukaryota, Metazoa, Chordata, Actinopteri, Beloniformes, Belonidae. The transcript is spliced from 20 exons. Gene Ontology annotation, cellular component: Mre11 complex; nucleus. Gene Ontology annotation, molecular function: 3'-5'-DNA exonuclease activity; manganese ion binding; DNA endonuclease activity.